Messenger RNA from Prosopis cineraria, 1131 nucleotides. RefSeq names its product BEACH domain-containing protein C2-like. The transcript has 5 exons. Gene Ontology annotation, molecular function: protein binding. The coding region runs from base 1 to 828 and encodes 275 amino acids. Lineage: Eukaryota; Viridiplantae; Streptophyta; Magnoliopsida; Fabales; Fabaceae. The record is from RefSeq and is a predicted model, not a curated record.
AUGGUUGCAGCAUGUGGACAUGCUGAUAAUAGCAUUAAGCUGAUAUCCUCGGAUGGAGCUAAAACCUUGGAAACAGCCUGUGCGCACAGUGCUCCUGUAACAUGCCUUGGCCUUUCACUGGAUAGCAAGUACCUGGUGACAGGAUCCCGGGAUACCACUGUAAUACUAUGGAGAAUACAUCGGGCACUUUUGUCUCGCUCAAGUGUGUCUGAACCUUCAUCUGGGACAGGUACUCAGCCUUCGACGAGCAGUAAUUCUUCAUCAAACUUGUUGACAGAAAAGAAUCGGAGGUGUCGUAUUGAAGGCUCAUAUUGUCCGCCUUUCUCUGAUGGUGUUGUUGUGACUUGGAACGAAUCAGAGCAUACUCUCAGCACCUUCACUCUUAAUGGUGUUUUAAUUGCUGAAACACAAUUAUCUUUCUCUAGCAGGAUUAGUUGCAUUGAAAUUCCUGUUGAUGGGAAGAGUGCCUUAAUUGGAAUUAAUCCUCUAGAAAAUGCUGGGGUCUAUAAUAAUAGUUGGAAUUUGAGCGAUGAUGAUAUUGAUUCAGAAUCAGGAAAAGCUCAAGAAAGCAAUGGAAUAAAUGCUUCGUUGCCAUCUAUUUGCUUCCUGGAUUUGCACACUCUGAAGGUAUUUCAUAUAUUAAAGCUGGGAAAAGGACAGGAUAUCACAGCUCUAGCUUUAAACAAGGAUAACACAAAUCUUUUGGUCUCAACUUUGGAUAAACAGUUGAUAAUCUUCACUGAUCCAGCUUUAAGCUUGAAAGUAGUUGAUCAAAUGCUGAAGCUGGGUUGGGAAGGUGAUGGACUUACACCCCUCAUAAAGUCAUAGAUUUUAGGGCAUACAGAAGUAAAUUACAGAUAUUUUAUAGAUAACAAUUGUUAGGAAUCGUGGUUUAAGGUUUUUGAGCUCUUGUUUGUAAGCAUUUUUGGUUCCAUCCCAGUGGUUCAGGGAUGUCUUGUAAUAUAUGUACUAUCAGAGACAAGCGUUAGCCUUUAGUGAUAGGUAAAUUAGUUGCAAGUAUAGUUCUCUCAUUGCUCUCCCACAUGUGCUCAAAAUAUUAGUGCAUCACAUUGAUUGUUUUCCCUCAUUUUUUUUAUUAUAUUGAAUGAAAAUAUGAUGCGUUUCUUUCUU